This is a messenger RNA of Daktulosphaira vitifoliae (grape phylloxera), 2463 nucleotides long. RefSeq lists its product as uncharacterized. The record is from RefSeq and is a predicted model, not a curated record. Bases 123 to 677 code for a protein of 184 amino acids. The transcript has 4 exons. Lineage: Eukaryota; Metazoa; Arthropoda; Insecta; Hemiptera; Phylloxeridae.
UUUAUCUUAAUUAACUAUUUAUGUAUGAUUCCUGAUCACAAUAUAUAAGUGACAGAUUAAGCUAUUCGUUUUAAGCACUAAUUUGUAGGCUUAAAGACUUUGCAGCAAAAGUAAUUCUUAAAAUGAGUGAAAAAGACCGACUAACAGCAGUGAGAUUGAUGUACAUUAUUUCAGCUCAAAAUUGGAGGACAGAUGUAGGAAAAUAUUUAUUAAAAUCUCAAUUGCCACGUAUUUUUCUUCAUAAUUGUUUUCACGUUAAACGUGUUGGACUUUACUUAAUUAAUGGAAAUGGUGAAGUAUUGACCGGGGAUAUUAUUUUAUUAAUUUUUGAUCACAUUUUAUCAUUGAAAGAAAAUGAAAGCACUAUGGAGGAUUACAUUAAUACAGUUGGACGUGAAGUAUGUGAAUGGCAAAAGGAAGAUAAGAAUUGUUUGGAUAGAUCUAAAGUUUGUUUAGUAGGAUUACUAAAAUACCUUAAAGAAAAUCCAAAUUAUCUUCCAUAUGAAAUGAAUACACAAGAUUUCAAUUUUCUUGACAUAUCCUGUAAUAAUGAUGAAUCAAUUAAAAAUAAUCCUUCUUUAGAAGAAAUACCAUAUUUUGAGGAUUGUGAACAUAAAAUUCACGUAUUUAAUGAACAUGAUAGACAAAUUUGGAAUUCAUUUAAAAAAAAAAAAUAAUUAAUUACUAAAUGAACAUAAUACAUAUGUUCGGAAUUCAACUAAAGAAAUUUAAUAAUCUAUUAAAUUAAAGGUCAUGUGUCAAAUAGAAACAGAACUUUAUUUAAAAGUUUAAUUAUAAAAAUUCAACUAGUUUACUAAUUUUAAUUUAAUUUAUCACUUCAAUCAAUGUUGUUUAAAAUAUAAUAAUGUGAAAAAUAUUAAUUUAUGUAUUAAAUUUGAUAUCUUAAAUAAACAUAAUAAUUCAAAUACUUUUUCAGUAUCUAUUGUUUUAGCUUCUAUAGGAAGAUGAGAAGGUAUUAUUUUACUAUAAUGUGUUUUUUUUUCGUCUGUUACUACUUUUUCUCAGCUCUGACCGAGAGAAAUGAAGGAAAUCUCUAAAAAAAUUAUAAAUUUAAAAAUCUUUAAAUUUCGACAUUUUUUUAAUUUUUUUUACUUAAAACUACUAUAACUUUUUUAAAAAUGAUUAAAUCAACAUAUUUAUUUUUUUUAGAUACAUGAGAUAUUUACCUAUUGUUUUGUACAUUUUUUAUACAUCUGACCUUUUACCUAACGCGGGGGGAAUUCAUAAUGACAGCUAUUUCACCAAAAAUUAACUUUUUAAACUUAACUUUUGAAAGUUGACCGAAAAUACUGACACUAGUAUAUAUAUAAAUCAUAAAUUAAAGCUUAUGUAAUAUAUACUUAAUUAUAAAAAAAAAAUUCGAACAUCAAUUUGUCUUCGUGGUAAAAAUGUCUACCGUAUUCAAAAAUAGUACAUUAUUUUUGGGUUAAAAUUCUUGAUUUUGUAUUUUAUUUUAUUUUAAUAGACCUUGUUGCGGCGUACGUUAUCAUAUAGUUUUAGCUUCGAUGCGAAGCUGAGAAAGUAUUAAUUUUACUAUGAUGUGUUUUUUUUUUUUAUUUUUUUGAAAAUCUAACACUUAUUCUGCUCACUGGGGUGAUUUAAAAUAGUAACGUUUUUACAAAAAAUAACUUUUUUCAACUUAAUUUUUGAAAAUGUUCCGGAAAUACUGUGUCCUUUUAACAUAUAUCAAAUUAAAGCUUAUUUUAUGUACUAUAAAAUGAAAAAAAAAUUUGUCCUGACGACCUAUCUUCUAUGCGCUAAUGGCUACCAUAUUCAAAAAUAUGCUAUUUUAACAAAUUUUUUUUUUUAAUUAAACACUAUCUACAGAUUUGCAUCGAAGCGUUUUUUAUGAUAGUGAUUUUAAUCACUGUCAGAUAUUAUCUAUACUGGACCCAACUAUGCCACGACCCCACUGUGCAGCCACCUCACUGUGCUGGGUUUUUUUCAUUUGAUAGUAUAUAACAUAACCUUUGAUUUGAUAUAUGUCUAAAAGACGCAGUAUUUCCGGAACAUUUUCAAAAGUUCAGUUGAAAAAGAUCUAUGUUUUUUACAAUAUUUCAAGUUUUGAACGCCCCCUAUAUAAGGGGAAAUUGUCCAAUUUCAAUAAAAAGUAUGUCAAAUAAAAGAUGUAUUUAUAAUGUAUUUAGAAAAAAAAAAUUUGUGCUGAUAUAUACAUUUUUCAAAAAGUUAUAGCAUUUUUAAGUUGAAAAUUUAAAAUCGAAAAUCGAAAAUUUUAACACAAAAAUAGUGUUUUUUUAACUACGGCAGCCGUUUAAAUGUAGAAAAAAAAGUGUCGGGACAAAUUUUUUUUUUUCAUUUUAUAGUACAUAAAAUAAGCUUUAAUUUGAUAUAUGUUUAAAGGACGCAGUCUUUCCGGAACAUUUUCAAAAAUUAAGUUGAAAAAAUUAAUUUUUGUAAAAAAGUUGCCAUUUUAAAUCCCCC